UAUGUGCUUUUGAGUGUCUGUAGAGUCACCUUCACCUACCCACCCGAGUGAGGCAGAGUUAGGUGGUGUGAGCGUGGUCAACUUUGGGAACUCAAACUCAACAACCAGUCAACCACCCAUCUAAAGCUUUAACUUUCAAGUUUUGGUAAGUGCGGAGACAUAACACAGAGAGAGAGAGAGAUGGAGAAGAGCGUGAGGGAGUUGGGAGUGCAGGACUUGGUGAAUGCAGGAGGUUUAACACUUGCAGAAGCCAAUGAAUUAUACCAUGUUUUGACUGAUAUUCUGUCUCAGUCUCAGUCUCCCUCACACAUAUGGCACCAAAUUGUGACUCGGAGAUUGCUCAAACCAUCCUUCCCACACUCUUUGCAUCAGCUUCUCUAUUACUCUGUUUAUCACUCUGCUUUUCAUUCUCAACAUGCUUCCCUCCCACACUAUUGGUUCCCUUCUAUAGAGCAAUCCAAACGCACCAACCUGGGCCGUCUCAUGGAAACUCAUGCCCCUAAACUUUUAGGAGCUUCCUACAAAGACCCCAUCACCAGUUUUCAUCUCUUUCACAAGUUCUCCGUUCAACACCCUCAGGUGUAUUGGUCCCUUAUUCUCAAGGAACUUUCAGUUUCCUUUGUUGAGCCUCCAAAGUGCAUUUUAGAUACUUCUUCUGACCCUUCCAAACAUGGAGGGACUUGGCUUCCCGGUUCUGUCCUCAACAUUGCUGAUUGCUGUUUGCAACCCACUCCAUACCCCCACAAAACAGAUGACACUUUAGCCGUCGUUUGGAGAGAUGAAGGUUUCGAUGAUUCCGAGGUUAAUGGUAUGACUCUCAAACAACUCCGGCACCAAGUGAUGUUGGUAGCAAAUGCAAUAGAUGCCACAUUCUCGAAAGGAGAUGCAAUUGCCAUUGACAUGCAAAUGACAGUCAAUGCUGUGAUUAUAUAUCUAGCCAUUGUUCUAGCAGGAUGUGUAGUGGUAUCAAUAGCAGAUAGCUUUGCACCAAAAGAAAUUGCAACUCGUCUGCGUGUUUCUAAAGCAAAGGGUAUUUUCACUCAGGAUUUCAUAUCAAGAGGUGGCAGGAAAUUCCCUUUGUACAGUCGAGUCAUUGAAGCAGCUGCAUGUAAAGUUAUCGUUCUGCCUGUGAUAGGUGAUGAUCUAGGUGUGCAAUUAAGAGAUUGCGAUAUAUCAUGGAAGGUUUUUCUUUCUUCUAGCAGACAGCAUCCCAGGUCAUAUCACUACUCUCCAAUCAAUCAAUCAAUUGAUACUGUCACUAACAUACUUUUCUCAUCUGGAACCACAGGGGAGCCAAAAGCAAUUCCUUGGACUCAACUUUCACCAAUACGAAGUGCAGCAGAUGCAUGGGCAUUCAUUGAUAUUCAACCUGGAGAUGUCUAUUGCUGGCCUACAAAUUUGGGAUGGGUGAUGGGCCCAACUCUUAUAUAUUCAUGCUUUCUGUCAGGUGCAACUCUUGCUUUGUAUCAUGGAUCUCCUCUAGGCCAUGGUUUUGGAAAGUUUGUUCAGGAUGCAGGUGUUACUAUUUUGGGAACAGUUCCAAGCUUAGUAAAAACUUGGAAGAGUACACAAUGCAUGGAGGGGUUGGAUUGGACAAAAAUAAAAAUAUUUUGUUCAACAGGAGAAACUUCAAAUGUUGAUGAUGACCUCUGGCUUUCUUCAAAGUCUUAUUACAAACCAAUCAUUGAAUGUUGUGGAGGCACUGAGCUUGCAUCUUCUUACAUCAUCGGAAGUCCACUGCAACCUCAAGCUUUUGGAGCAUUUAGCACAGCAUCAAUGACAACUGGUUUGGUCAUCCUUGACGAAAAUGGAGUUCCUUAUCCAGAGGAUGUUGCUUGUGUUGGUGAAGUGGGCUUGUUUCCAAUAUAUAUGGGAGCAACUGAUAGAUUGCUUAAUGCGGAUAAUGAGGAGGUUUACUUUAAGGGAAUGCCCAUAUACAAAGGAAAGGUUCUUAGGAGACAUGGAGAUAUAAUCAAAAGAACUGUUGGAGGCCAUUUUGUUGUACAAGGGCGGGCUGAUGACACAAUGAAUAUUGGUGGAAUAAAGACAAGUUCUGUAGAAAUUGAGCGUGUCUGUGAUAGGGCCGACGAAGGCAUUUUGGAGACAGCUGCAAUCAGUGUUGCUCCUGCAAAUGGAGGCCCGGAACAACUGGUUAUAUUUGCAGUUUUAAAGAAAGGAUACAAUUCCAAUGCAGAAACUCUAAAGAGGAAAUUCAGUAAAGCCAUUCAAAGCAACCUUAAUCCUUUGUUUAAGGUGAGCCUUGUUAAAAUUGUGCCCGAUUUUCCCCGAACAGCUUCCAACAAAUUACUAAGGAGAGUUUUGAGAGAUCAAAUGAAGCGUGAGCUAUCAAUUCAGAGCAGACUUUAGUAACUAUAAAUUCAGUCCAUUCCCUAUAUCUAGAAUACAUUUAUACUGGGUGAGGUCUUUGCCUCUUUGGCGUGUAAUCAAAUGGUGAACAUUUGAUAUUAGUGGGAAAUGCUUCACUUUAUGAAGUCGUAACAUUGUUUAUUAUCAUUUAUGAUUGAUUAUGACUUUUGCUAAAAAAAUAAUAAAUUUAUAAUAUGACUA
Molecule: messenger RNA, 2568 nt
Organism: Glycine soja
Lineage: Eukaryota; Viridiplantae; Streptophyta; Magnoliopsida; Fabales; Fabaceae
Product: probable acyl-activating enzyme 18, peroxisomal
Exons: 14
Coding region: 181-2367 (728 amino acids)
Source: RefSeq, a predicted model, not a curated record